CAUCCCAAAAAGCGUAAAACGGUAAUAGUGUAAGACACUGACACGCAAAUAACACACAGAGACAGAGGGAGAUAGCCAGAUAAAGAGACACCAUGCCCACCAUCCCUGUUGUACAUGGUUUUUGUUAAUUUCUAAUCUAGGGUUUUUGCUUCUACCUAUACAUCAUCUCUAUCUCCCUCUUCCGGCUUGCUUUAUCUCAAAAUGGAUUUUCCGGAUUCAAAUCGGGUUGAUAUUUUCCAGAUUUACCAGCGUUACUGCGAUAUUAGAUCAGGAAAAUCAUACGAGGGGGAAAGAAAAGAGCAAGAUGAUGAUAUGCAUCACUGUAAAUUCUCAAGGGAUGCAUUGGCUCAGCUUUUAAAAUUUGUGGAAUUGAGGGUGCAUACAAGGAUUUCAAUUUUUGAGGAACUUGCAAAGCUCAUGUCAAAGUUAGAAUUUAUGGUGGACUUCUCUGAAUACUCACAUUUCUAUGAUUUUGUGUUCUUCAUGUGCCGUGAAAAUGGUCAAAAGAAUAUCACGGUAAGCAAGGCAGUUACUGCAUGGAGGCUGGUUCUAGCCGGUAGGUUUCGGUUGCUGAACCAAUGGUGCGACUUUGUCCAGGAAAAUCAGAGACAUAAUAUCUCUGAGGACACGUGGCAGCAAGUUCUAGCUUUUAGCCGAUGCGUGCAUGAAAAUCUUGAAGGGUAUGAUCCUGAAGGAGCAUGGCCUGUCCUAAUAGAUGACUUUGUUGAGCAUAUGUACAGGAUAUCAGGAUCCAACAAAGAUUCCAACAUUUUCUGUAACUGCGGUGAUUCAGAGUCUCAAUCAUGUGUAUUUGAAGAACCUCUUCCUGGGUUGAAAGUGACUCCUGGUCUGAAGAGGAAGUUGCCUAAUCUUCAAAAUGAAGAAAUGGAGUCGUCAGAUUAUCAUUUAACAGAAUAUACUGACCUUAAUCUUAUGUCGAAUUCGAAGAGAAACAGGCUGAAAUCUCGCAGACCAUUGAACUGGGAGGAUAAUCCACCGGGUAAUUCAGCUGGUGAUUGCAUGGAAGUCAUUAAACAUAAUAGUCCAAUGGGGUCUACCAAAUCUCCGUGUGCAGUUGAAGGUUGCUUGUCCAGGGGCUUUGCCGGGCUAUUCUCAACUCGUUCCUAUUUGCAACUUGAUCGAGAAAGAAGAGUUUCUUAUACAUAGAGCUUGCAAUCCAAACCCAAAAAAACGUUUUGCAGGCUGAUAUGGUUUGUUAUACUUGUAUGUGUGGCUUGGGGUCAAUAUUCAUGUAUACCCACAUUUUCUGUAUUAUGUGGGAUAUAAUUUUCUUCAAAUCUGAAACAGUCAUGGAGAUUUCUUAUUGAUUGAAUGUUACAUCAGUACUCUGUUGAGCGUUAAGAAACUAAUAAGAUGUCUACUAUUAGAUUUAUUUGAUUU
Jatropha curcas is the source of this 1401-nucleotide messenger RNA. RefSeq names its product defective in cullin neddylation protein (DUF298) (gene AAR3). Gene Ontology annotation, cellular component: ubiquitin ligase complex. Lineage: Eukaryota; Viridiplantae; Streptophyta; Magnoliopsida; Malpighiales; Euphorbiaceae. Gene Ontology annotation, molecular function: ubiquitin conjugating enzyme binding; cullin family protein binding; ubiquitin-like protein binding. The record is from RefSeq and is a predicted model, not a curated record. Gene Ontology annotation, biological process: protein neddylation.